CAGUAGGGGCCACGGGCAGGGCAGGGAGGGGCGAGCAGAGGCGGGUGGGGCCUCCCGGACAGUGGCCGCUAUAAAGCUCCCAGCCAGGCUCGCUCUUGACCGCUGCUCCUUCUUGCCUCAGCGCUGUCCUGUCCGCUCCGAGCCCCGCCCUCAGCCAUGGAACAGCCCCUGGACCAGGCCAUCGGCCUCCUGGUGAGCAUCUUCCAUAAGUAUUCUGGCAAGGAGGGUGACAAGAACACUCUGAGCAAGAAGGAGCUAAAGGAGCUGAUCCAGAAGGAGCUCACCAUUGGCUCUAGUGUGGAUGAUGAGGAGAUUGGGAACCUGAUGGACGACCUGGACCAGAACAAGGACCAGGUGGUGAACUUCCAGGAGUAUGUGACCUUCCUGGGGGCACUGGCCAUGAUCUACAAUGAGUUCCUCAAGGACUGAGCACGAUGGACUGUGAGGGGCCCAGUAGGGGAUGAUUAUACAAUAAAUAUGUAUUUUGGGUUAACUGUG
Molecule: messenger RNA, 498 nt
Organism: Erinaceus europaeus (western European hedgehog)
Lineage: Eukaryota; Metazoa; Chordata; Mammalia; Eulipotyphla; Erinaceidae
Gene: S100A6
Product: S100 calcium binding protein A6
Exons: 3
Coding region: 157-429 (90 amino acids)
Cellular component (GO): cytoplasm; nucleus; perinuclear region of cytoplasm
Molecular function (GO): calcium ion binding; S100 protein binding
Source: RefSeq, a predicted model, not a curated record